GCUGAGCGUCGUGUUGGGGGGGGGAGGGGGUUAAAGGCCGGAAUGGCAGCAGGGUAAGCGCAGACCGGAAUGAGACGUGCGUUGACUGAUCACUCAUGCCUGCGAAAGCGGGCGUGCUGUGGCUCACGGCCGUCGCGCUGCUGUGGGGCGGCACCAAUCCGCUGCUGAAGCGCGGAGCCAAGGGCGUGGAGACGGUACGUGGUCGCGGACGCCUUCGCCAGCUCUUCGCCGAGCUCUGCUUCCUCGUCUCCAACCCCCGCUACAUGGUCCCGUUUGUCCUGAACCAGAGUGGCUCCUUGCUGUAUUACUUCACCCUCGGCUCAGCUGACUUGUCCGUGGCCGUGCCCUUGACCAACUCGCUGACGUUCAUCUUCACGCUCAUUACGGGCAAGCUCCUGGGAGAAAACAUCGGAGGGACGCGGGCUCUGUUGGGGAUGCUUCUGAUGGGGGUCGGGCUCACGCUGUGCGUCGCGAGCAACGCGUGGCGCGAGGAGACGACCGUGCGCGCCUCCGACGACGACGACGCCGCCGCCGCCGCCGCCGACCCCGAGUGAGGUCGUCGGCUCCGAGAGGAGGCUGGCGCCUUCCCGAACGCCGCUCUUCCGUCCGGUCGACGCCGCUCGCACAUUGGUGGCGACGCUCGGAGGGGGGUGGGGGGAAACGUCGUCUGAAGAGUUUGUGUGGAAGUAGCAAUGAUGCAAAACGAUCGCUCGCGAUUGGUUGGCGACGUGGUGGGGGAGGUGGGGGGGGGUAACCCGCACAUUCCAAGGGGCCGGAUCCAGCCCACGACUUAAUUUCUGUACGGCCCCAGUGGCCACACGACUGUUAAGUCAAACGAAAUAUUAAAAUGCUCAGUCACUUGUCCCCGCACAAGAGGCCUCUUGCGGCAGAGUGGCUGAGGGGGUGUGUGUGUGUUCGUUCACGCGUUGUUGGUCUCCAAAGUUAUUUGAGGGUCCUAUUUGACUCGCAGAAGGAAAAAGGUUACCCCAUCACUUGACAUGGGUGAUCAAUGGCCGUGUGUAGUCCGAAUGGGGACUGUUAAACAGUGUUGUUGACCAUGUGCAACUGAAAAAGAAAGGUAUGUUGAUUUAGUUAAUCGGUGUAAAUAUGCUGUAUAAUAUACAACUUGUUGUUACACUUGGAUUUAUGAUGUGUUUUCGUAGCUGUGCCACAACACUAAUGAAUGUCCAUGUUAACCUGUUGACAUAGCAGUGCAUCGCCCUGUGCCAGGAGAGAAUGGCUCUGAAUGAUGCCUUCAGAAUUACUUUUUAGAUCACUACAGCGCAAAUCGUAUUCACCGUGGGUGGCACACUCUUACGCCCUACAAAGAGCUAUCAUUGUGCGAUGAAGAAUACUUUUUUAAUUCAGAAAGUUGGGAGAUUUCAGGUCUGUCGAAACGUGGACUCAAACCCAGGUCCUAUGCGGUGUGGUGCAGGGCUCUGCGUCAUUGAUAUGGCCACUGCGAACCUUUAUCCGGGUGGCCGUCCAACCACCUGGAUGAGGUUAGCCGGAUGGGUUCCGUCUUCGCAGCGAACAAGCUUCCUGAACAAGGCAACCUUCUUCAUGGGUGCCGAGGCACGUGAUGCCCGUUCGAUACGGGUUCGAGUCGUAACCGCCGCGUGUUGGUGUUUGGCACGGGUUACCGUUCGCGCUCGCAUUACAGGUCACGUCACGAUAACGUUGCGAAAUUGGUACGAACGGGGAGCGGUGGAUGGAGAGGGGGGGGGGGACCGUUUUACAAAAGGAAACGUACGAUUGCACAAGAGGGUAAUUACUGAAAGAGCCGCCGUUAGCUGCAGUUGUACUUUUAACAAGCUCGGCACGAUUUAUUUUGGUUGUUUGUUGCAAUGCUGCUAACUGUACACGGCCUGUGCGUCGUUCACCUGUUGACCUCUUUUUUCGGAAGUACCCCCCCCCCACCACCACCACCGCCACCCCUCCAAAUAACGCCUUUGGGGGCUGCAUGGCCAGAAAUAGGUGCGGCGCGUGACAAAAAAAGCAACCAGCGAGGCUCACGUGUGUGCCGUGUUUACCGAAACCGGAGCGAUUGUGCAAUUAUGAGCCCCAUCCCCCUUUCGUGCGAGGGCGUUCGUUCCGCUCUUUAAGUUGUGAUCGUGACGCAUGGAUAACGAGUUGCAUAGUUUCACGGAUCGUUGUGGUUCAAGAAUGAAAACCGCAUGAUAAUUCUUGCCCGUUUCAACGGGCAACCCAGCAGCAUUCGUUUUAAUGGGACCCAGCUUCCACCCUGACUUAUGGAACUCGGAAUGUAAAAACGUGGCCCAAGGUUACGCCUGCUCCAUCGCAAUGCUGCCCGGAAAAUUGUUUUGUCCAGAAGGACCCUGCGUCUCUUGGAUCUAGAUUGAAUGAGAUUUGUUUGGCAGGAAUCUAUCACCGUGUUUUAUUUGGUUUAAGUAGGAGUGUGCGUUUUUUUUUCUUUCUUAAAAAAAAAGUGUUACGAAAUGUAUCUUUUGUGAAGUGACUCGGACGCCCUUGCAAACCUGGUGCUUGAAAACAAACACUUAACUGUAGGUCACUGCAACCAUUCCACGCCUCAUUCUCAUAACUUCGACUACAAUGCUUGUGCAUGUGUGUUUAUGUGUGGGUAUCUGUGUUUGUGCGUGCACACAAGGCGUUUGAGGCAGGUUAAGUAACCGGGGCCUGUUUGAUAUAUUUGAAAGGGGGGGAUGGGGCAAAAAAAAAGUGCCAAUAUUCAGCAGAAGAAUGGCAUCGUCUUACAAAAACAGCGCACGGCGUUUAGCCGGCUCUCCGAUACGUGUGCCCCCUCGUCUUGUUCUCUCAGCGUGGUGGUGUCCGACGUUUCGCUUCGCGUUGCUGGGAGCUGCUUCGGCAACGUUUCAGCCCCCGAAGUGCUGGGGGAGCGACGUUCAGUUCCCGGAGAAGCUCGCCGGCACGUGGAGCCAAAUGCACCCCUCCCCCCUAGCCCGGACGUCUUGCCGGGAUGACCAGGAAACGCAUCGGAGAGCUGUACCGCACGGAGACCUAUGCAGUAGCGAUGCAAUACUCAAAAUUGGCAGCGACAAAAAAUACACCGAAAUAGUUUUCUUGCACAUCGGUGGCAUUUUAACCUUCAGAGCGUUAUCGACCGCGAGAACCUACACGCUCGUAGACGUUUGUCUUUUAUCUGCCAAAAAUGAGCAAUAAGCGGUCCUUUCCGCCAAUUUGUGAACCUUUGCCCGUCGUUGAUUUGGCGAAGGAAAUAUUUAAUUUCGCCCGUGUGGGUUCCUCGGCUCAGAAACGUUGGUCGAGGGGCAACACUCAAGUUUGCUGGGGUGGUCGGUCUUUGCAAGGCUUAUGUCGAUGUAGAGCAACAGCAAUAGUUUCACAUCGAGGCAGUAGCGUAGCUCGUAUGGGGGCAGGGGGUACUGUGACUCCCCUUGUGGCCAAAGCUAUGAGUUGGGGGAGGGGGGGCCCUUGACAUCGGUGCAAAAGAACAACACGCUUAUUUAAAACGCGGUUUAAAUGUAUUUUAUUGAAUAAUAACAAUGCUUUAAUUUACGUUCCACGUUUUAUUUUAAUUAAAUGAGAGCGGUAACGUUAGGCGACUGUGUGAGACGAAUCAAAAUAUUGGGCCCCCUCCCCCCAGCUGGCAAUGUCCUUACUACGCCAUUACGAUGUUUGAGCCAAGUGAUUGUCAGGAGUAGGGGAGUUGGUUGCAUCGCUGCGACGAUGCCUCCCCUUUGGUAUUUGUGAACCGAGCGUCGAGUAGUCGUUUAUUCGCUCGGUGGUUGCGUUCUGUGUGACCGCGGUCGCGCGGCGGAAAGCUCAGAACGUUCCAUUUGUGCGUCAAGUGUCCGCAUCUUGCCGGUUGGUAAAGGAGUCCCAGCAAUGUGCGGUGGGUAAAUGUUGAGAAACUCACGACGACGAUUUUUUUUGGAACUCUCUAUAUGGUUGGUCCGAAACGUGGCCGCGUGCGCAUUAUACACGCCACACGGCGGCGAUGUCGCGUGGCAUGCAAGGCGUCAUUGGCGGACCGAGCCAGAGGUCAAGAUGACACCCUUUUUCGUCUCGUGAUCGCCUUUGGCAUGUAUUAUUAUUCUUCUUACAGUGGAGGAAACCGUUCCAGAGUUUCCUGAUUCGCGGACAUUCGUCAGCUUCAAAAGAAUCAUCCAAAUCCACCUCCCAUCUCAAAGCCCCCCCGGUCUUGUCUAUGCCAGGGUACUAGGUGACGGAGACCGCUUGUUACGCCGUAGUUUGGAUGGCUUGAGAGAGCGAAAUCCUUGAUGAAGUUGACGAUACUGGACGGCGACCUCGGGGUUCUUAUGAUCCGGGGCAAAUGACACGGGUGUUUUCGUCAUAGCAGCGUGUUUCGCCUUCUCUGAAGGAGCUAGGCCUCGAUACGCUACGAGUAGCUUUUGGUCAAUGUUCCAACGAAUGCUUGUUUUGAACCGAGACCAACACAAUUUCUACAAAGCUUUUCGCUCAGAGAUAUAGACAUGUGUAUAUAUAUGUAUAUGUCGUAUUCCCCAGAUUAUAAGAUGCUCCGGAGUGUAAAGCGCACCCAAAAAUGUGUGCUGUGUCAAAGUAAGAAAGAUAAAGUAAAAAAACUGAUAAAAACGCGAAUGCCUACCAGAUGAUAAUACGCAAGCCUAACUUCUGCUUGAGGAUGCAGGGAAUGUAAGUGCAUUUUAUAAUACGUGAGACUACGAUACAUCUCGCAUUUUCAAAAUAUGCACAUACACUGAGGGUGGUAGGUGUGCAUCCCUGCAAUUACUUGCUCGCUCUACCGCUGGCUGACGAGAGGGAACUCAAGCGAGGCCCUCCAGGUAGCUGGUGGGGGACGUGCUUCUCAACGUUUUGUUGGCUACUUGUGUUGUACCCCGUUAUUGAAUGUUAGUUUUCAACCGAGUCCACCCCCCCCCCUUGCUAGCCCUAACAUGGUUCUGAGAAAUAAAAUGUAUGAAUAAUGAACAUCAAUAUUUUAACCGAUUGUCCCAUUUUUGUGAGAUAAUCCUAAUCAGCUGGUACCCGCAAGCAAUUAUAACGACAAAAAUCAGUUAACCAGUAGGCUUUCGCGACCAAUAUCAUUCAAGAGAGUUUUUUUUUUGGGGGGGGGGGUUAGAUCACG
Petromyzon marinus (sea lamprey) is the source of this 5086-nucleotide messenger RNA. RefSeq names its product transmembrane protein 234 (gene TMEM234). Lineage: Eukaryota; Metazoa; Chordata; Hyperoartia; Petromyzontiformes; Petromyzontidae. The record is from RefSeq and is a predicted model, not a curated record.